UCGAUGUGAGCUCGUGGUGAUUCCGGGCUGAAUUUGAAGAGACCGCGUUGGCCAAGGAUGGAUCCGGCGGACAGCAAUACAACGGGAAACGGGAGCGACGAAGGAGGGAACUUUCUUACCUUUUUAAUUCUCAAAGUAGGCCUGUUUUUCCUUAUCUUGUACGUCUUGUGGUUAUAUGUGGACUCCAACUAUGACCUAGGGCCAAGGCUGGUGUCCAAGAACUCGUCUUUACGGCCGUACUUUCUGCAGAAGUGCCUCGGGUUGAGGAGCCCGUUCGUCCCGACCGCCUGGGCGCUCAACCCGCACGUCCAGACGGCCUUAUCGGCGGUGGUCUGCCCGGCUACGGGGCCGCGGUUCGAGCGGGAGUUUCUGGAGCUGAAGGACGGGGGAGUAGUGGGCCUAGAUUGGACCACCUUCGAAGAAAAGACGUCGAAUGAUCACCGGUCUAUCGUGAUCGUGGUCUGCGGCGCGGUGACGACCGGUAACGCCGUAGCCAGGCUGUGUCAGCGGGCGUGGCGGCGUGGGUUCCGCGCCGUGGUGUUCAGACCUCGCGGACACGGCGACGUCCCCCUCACCACGCCGCGCCUCCAGAGCUUCGGUGACCCUUCGGACUUCCGAGAGGCCUUGGAAUACAUCCGAGCCACGAACCCGGGCUCUGACCUCACCGCGGUCAGUCUGAGCACAGGGUGCGGGGUUCUAAUCUCGUACCUGGGCGAGUACGGUUCCUCUACCUACCUUACAGCGGCAGCGUGUAUCUCCCCUAUCUAUUGUGCGGAGAAUUUCUACUCCUCCCAGGCUAUCUCUAGCCUUUAUAGAUGGAUAUUAUUGCAGAGGCAAAAACUGUUGCUAUUGUCACACGUGUCUUGCCUACAAAAAUGUGACACGUUGGAUGGCACUUCAGCACUAAGGACAGGGUCAAUGGCGGAGUUCGAGGAAAUGGUGUUUUGUAAAACGAACGGUGUGCGCACAAUGGAGGAUUAUUGGGAACAGAACGAGCCUACGAGAGAGAUAGACGAAGUGGCCGUUCCUUUACUGUGUAUCAGUAGUAAAGAUGACCCACUCGUGCCCAAGGAGAGCAUCCCGAUAGAACUGUUCCUAACCUACCCACAUUUCUUCUUAGCGCUGACCGAAAAGGGAGGGCACUGCGGGUUCUUCGAAGGAUUCCAACCGGAGUCCAGGGCCGAGAUAUUGGCUUUUGAAUUUUUGCGGGCCGCACAGAGACUUAAUAUGACCACCCACUCGAACGGGAAUGGUAUGCUGGUGUGAUGUACAUGUAUGAAGUGUCUUACUGCUUUCAGGGUCUUGUUAACGCAGUAGGAAGCAUUUCUAGACUUCAUGUUGUCAUUUGUUUUGUUUUGUGGCUGAUAUAACUGGCGUGUAUUUGUAAA
Molecule: messenger RNA, 1388 nt
Organism: Branchiostoma belcheri (Belcher's lancelet)
Lineage: Eukaryota; Metazoa; Chordata; Leptocardii; Amphioxiformes; Branchiostomatidae
Product: protein ABHD15-like
Exons: 1
Coding region: 58-1266 (402 amino acids)
Molecular function (GO): short-chain carboxylesterase activity; monoacylglycerol lipase activity
Source: RefSeq, a predicted model, not a curated record